Messenger RNA from Marasmius oreades (fairy-ring Marasmius), 984 nucleotides. RefSeq lists its product as uncharacterized. The record is from RefSeq and is a predicted model, not a curated record. Gene Ontology annotation, biological process: regulation of transcription by RNA polymerase II. Gene Ontology annotation, molecular function: transcription coactivator activity. The transcript is spliced from 4 exons. Gene Ontology annotation, cellular component: SAGA complex. The coding region runs from base 1 to 984 and encodes 327 amino acids. Lineage: Eukaryota; Fungi; Basidiomycota; Agaricomycetes; Agaricales; Marasmiaceae.
AUGUCUUUAUCCUCUACAUCCACUAUCAAACAACAAAUUAGCACUCACCUCGGUUCUAACGCUUCUAAAUAUUUUGAUUGUCUCUACAACUUUGUCACCGGCCGAAUAUCUCGGGCAGAGUUUGAUGAUGUUUUGAAGCCCGUCCUGGAUGCACCACAUCUCAUUCAACUCCACAAUGCACUGAUUAUAUCGUUAUUCGACUCCCGAAGCCAUAAGCCACAUGUACCUCCUUCUUCAGACGUACCGAAACCACCCCCUCGCAAACGAAGGCGGAUGUUGCCCUAUCAGGGACCCGGAACUUCGGACGAGGAGUUGGGCCUUCGUUCUGCUCGUUUGAAGCGAUGGACUGUAUCGAUGGGCAAACCCGAGCGUGAACGCAUUCGGAAUUUGAAGGGAGCGCCCCCGCCUAUAGAACCCCCGAGACCCAGAAGCGAAACCGAUGAGAUCGCUAGGGAGCGAGGAGUUGUGCUCCAUUCUGAGCGGGGCGCACCGGCUGGAAACCAUGUUGGAGUACCACUCGCAUCCCACACUCGGUCAUUGACAGUGCAGCUAAUCGCCGAAAAGAUUAAUCUGAUUUGUGCGCAGAAUCAUUUGAACACGCCCGCAAGGAGUGUGCCGACCCUCAUGCACCUUGCUUGCGAAGUCAAAUUAAAGCAGUUAAUAACCCAUGCUUUGACACUAACCACCGAUUCUUUGGCAAUAUCCUCAAUCACGACAUCCAGUGACAACACAUCGGCUCACCAUCAUUCCCAUAAGGUCCUCACCACAGCUGCAUUUGAAACAUUAUUCAUCCUUGCCCCUUACGAUCUUCCUAAUAAGAGUGCCGCUGCUAUGAGGCUCGCUCUAGGGGAGAGAGACGAGGAUGACGAUGAUAGGGAUGUGCCGCUUCUGAAAGAUCGUGAGGUCAAGGAUCAGAGAUGGCAAAUCAUGGCGUUGUUGGGAGAGAGAAGUACGGUAAAGGAAGCUUUGAGAGGUGUAAGAUGA